Molecule: messenger RNA, 5034 nt
Organism: Penicillium argentinense
Lineage: Eukaryota; Fungi; Ascomycota; Eurotiomycetes; Eurotiales; Aspergillaceae
Exons: 6
Coding region: 1-5034 (1677 amino acids)
Biological process (GO): Golgi to endosome transport; intracellular protein transport; receptor-mediated endocytosis
Cellular component (GO): clathrin coat of coated pit; clathrin coat of trans-Golgi network vesicle; actin cortical patch
Molecular function (GO): clathrin light chain binding; structural molecule activity
Source: RefSeq, a predicted model, not a curated record
AUGGCACCGCUACCCAUCAAGUUUACAGAACUGGUCAAUUUGACCAAUGUCGGAAUCGCGCCGCAGUCCAUUGGCUUCACCUCAUGCACCCUGGAAUCAGACCACUAUGUCUGUGUUCGCCAAAAGCUGGACGAGGACGAAAAGCCUCAAGUCAUCAUCGUCGACCUGAAGAACAACAAUGAAGUCAUGCGUCGGCCGAUCAACGCGGACAGUGCGAUCAUGCACUGGAACAAGAAUAUCAUCGCGCUCCGGGCCCAAGGCCGCACAAUUCAGAUCUUCGACCUUGGCGCGAAAUCAAAGCUCAAGUCGGCCGUCAUGAACGAGGACAUUGUUUACUGGAAGUGGUUCAGUGAGAACUCUCUGGGUCUGGUCACCGAUACCGCGGUCUAUCACUGGGACGUUUACGACGCCUCCCAGCAGAACCCUGUGAAGAUAUUUGACCGUCUUCCUAACCUCUCGGGAUGCCAAAUUAUCAACUACCGCGUGAACUCCGAGGAGAAAUGGAUGGUUCUGGUUGGUAUCAGCCAACAGCAAGGUCGCGUUGUCGGAUCUAUGCAGCUUUAUUCCAAGGAGCGCGGCAUUUCGCAAUUCAUCGAAGGUCACGCCGCUGCCUUCGCCGACAUCAAUGUCGAGGGCUCUCCCUUGCCCCACCACCUUUUCACAUUCGCUGUGCGCACUCAGACUGGCGCCAAGCUGCAGAUCGCCGAGAUCGACCACCAGGAACCCAACCCGCGCUUCCAGAAGAAGGCUGUUGAGGUUUACUUCCCCCAGGAGGCGGUCAAUGACUUCCCCGUCGCCAUGCAGGUGUCCUCGAAGUACGACGUGGUUUACCUGGUGACUAAGUACGGUUUUAUCCACCUCUACGAUCUCGAGACUGGAACCUGCAUCUUCAUGAACCGCAUUUCUAGCGAAACCAUCUUCACCACAGCUUCGGAUAACGAUGGCCAGGGCCUGGUUGGUGUCAACCGCAAGGGGCAAGUUCUGUCUGUCAGCGUCGAUGAGGGCACCAUUAUCGAGUACCUCAUGAACAACCCUGCUAUGUCUUCUCUCGCCGUGAAGCUUGCUUCGCGAGCCGGUCUCCCCGGUGCCGAUCACCUGUACCAGCAGCAGUUUGAUCAGCUUAUCUCCACAAACCAGUUCGCCGAGGCCGCCAAGGUUGCGGCCAAUUCUCCCCGCGGCUUCCUUCGUACUCCCGAAACCAUCAACCGUUUCAAGAACGCUCCUCAAGAGGGUCAGAUGUCCGUCAUCCUGCAGUACUUUGGUAUGCUUCUGGACAAGGGCUCACUCAACCGUUACGAGAGUGUGGAGCUUGUGCGUCCCGUUCUGCAGCAGAACCGCAAGCACCUGUUGGAGAAGUGGAUGCGCGAGAACAAGCUCGAGUGCUCCGAGGAGCUUGGAGACAUUAUCCGCCCCUACGAUAUGCCUCUCGCUCUGAGCGUUUACCUCCAGGCCAACAUUCCCCACAAGGUUGUUGCCGGUUUCGCUGAGACUGGUCAAUUCGACAAAAUUCUUGCUUACUCCAAGCAGGCCAACUACCAGCCUGACUACACACAGCUCCUGCAGCACAUUGUGCGCGUCAACCCCGAGAAGGGCGCUGAGUUUGCCACACAGCUCGCCAACGAGGAGGGCGGUACCCUUGUUGAUCUCGACCGGGUUGUGGACGUAUUCCAGUCCCAGAACAUGAUCCAGCAGGCCACCUCUUUCCUUCUCGAUGCUCUGAAGGACAACAAGCCCGAGCACGGCAACCUCCAAACUCGCCUUCUGGAGAUGAACCUCGUCAAUGCACCUCAGGUCGCGGACGCUAUCCUGGGCAACGAGAUCUUCACAAACUACGACCGUGCUCGUAUCUCGCAGCUUUGCGAGAAUGCUGGUCUCAUCCAGCGCGCUCUGGAAAACUCCGACGACCCCACUGUGAUCAAGCGCAACAUUGUCCGUACCGACAAGCUCAGCCCCGAAUGGUUGAUGAACUACUUUGGCCGUCUGUCUGUCGAGCAGACCCUUGAUUGUAUGGACACUAUGCUGGAGUCGAACAUUCGCCAGAACCUCCAGGCUGUGGUUCAGAUCGCUACCAAGUUCUCCGACCUUCUGGGCGCCAACCGCCUGAUCGACCUUCUCGAGAAGUACCGCACUGCUGAGGGUCUGUACUACUACCUCGGCAGCAUUGUCAACCUGAGCGAGGACCCCGAGGUGCACUUCAAGUACAUCGAGGCUGCGACUGCCAUGGGCCAGCUUACUGAGGUCGAGCGUAUUUGCCGUGAGAGCAACUACUACAAUGCUGAGAAGGUUAAGAACUUCCUGAAGGAGGCUCACUUGACCGAGCAACUGCCUCUGAUCAUCGUUUGCGACCGCUUCAACUUCAUCCAUGACCUUGUUCUCUACCUCUACCAGAACCAGCAGUUCAAGUCAAUCGAGGUUUAUGUCCAGCGCGUCAACCCCUCUCGUGCCCCUGCCGUUGUUGGUGGCUUGCUGGAUGUUGACUGUGAAGAGAGCAUCAUCAAGAACCUGCUCUCCACUGUGGAUCCCUCCGUUAUCCCCAUCGACGAGCUUGUCCAGGAAGUCGAGAGCCGCAACCGUCUCAAGCUACUCCUUCCCUUCCUUGAGGCCACCCUUGCCACUGGCAACCAACAGCAGGCGGUCUACAAUGCUCUCGCGAAGAUCUACAUUGACAGCAACAACGAUCCUGAGAAGUUCCUCAAGGAGAACGAUAUGUACGAUACCCUUAUUGUCGGCAAGUACUGCGAGAAGCGUGAUCCCAACCUGGCCUAUAUCGCCUACCGCAAGGGUCAGAACGACUUGGAGCUCAUUUCCAUCACCAAUGAGAACGCCAUGUACCGUGCCCAGGCCCGUUACCUUGUCGAGCGCGCCGACGCCGAGGUUUGGACUUUCGUACUCAGCGAAAACAACGUUCACCGUCGCUCGCUCGUUGACCAGGUCGUUGCCACUGCUGUUCCCGAGUCGACCGAGCCCGAUAAGGUUUCUGUGGCCGUCAAGUGCUUCCUUGACGCCGAUCUCCCUGGCGAGCUGAUUGAGCUUCUCGAGAAGAUCAUUCUCGAGCCCUCGCCGUUCAGCGACAAUGCCAGCUUGCAGAACCUGCUGAUGCUGACUGCCGCCAAGGCCGACAAGAGCCGCCUGAUGGACUACAUCCACCAGCUCAACGAGUUCUCUGCCGAUGAGAUCGCUGAGAUGUGUAUUAGCGUUGGUCUGUACGAGGAGGCUUUCGAGAUCUACAAGAAGGUCAACAACUACCUUGCCGCCGCCAACGUCCUUGUUGAAAAUAUUGUCAGCAUUGACCGUGCCCAGGAGUUCGCUGAGCGGGUUGAGCUGCCCGACGUCUGGAGCAAGGUUGCCAAGGCCCAGCUGGACGGCCUCCGCGUUUCGGAUUCUAUCGAGUCUUACAUCCGCGCUGGUGACCCGUCCAACUACAACGAGGUUAUCGAGACUGCUACCCACGCUGGCAAGGAUGAGGACCUUGUCAAGUUCCUUCGCAUGGCCCGCAAGACCCUACGGGAACCGGCUAUCGACACUGGUCUCGCUUUCUGCUUCGCCCGCCUCGACCAGCUCGCUGAGCUCGAGGACUUCCUGCGCUCCACCAAUGUGGCCGACAUCGAAGCCUCUGGUGACAAGGCCUAUGAGGAGGGUUACCACCAGGCUGCCAAGAUCUUCUUCACUAGCAUCUCGAACUGGGCUAAGCUGGCCACCACCUUGGUCCAUCUGGAAGAGUACCAGCCCGCUGUCGAGUGUGCCCGCAAGGCCAACAGCAUCAAGGUCUGGAAGCAGGUCAACGAGGCCUGCGUUGACAAGAAGGAAUUCCGCCUAGCCCAGAUCUGCGGACUUAACCUGAUAGUCCACGCCGAGGAGUUGCAGGCUCUGGUCCGCCAGUACGAGCGCAACGGCUACUUCGAUGAGCUCAUCUCCGUUCUCGAGGCCGGUCUCGGCUUGGAGCGGGCUCACAUGGGUAUGUUCACUGAGCUUGGCAUUGCCUUAUCCAAGUACCACCCCGACCGUGUCAUGGAGCAUCUGAAGCUCUUCUAUGCCCGCCUGAACACUCCCAAGAUGAUCCGUGCCUGCGAGGAGGCCAAUCUGUGGCCGGAGCUGGUCUUCUUGUACUGCCACUACGACGAGUUUGAUAACGCCGCUCUUGCCAUGAUGGAGCGUGCGGCUGAUGCUUGGGAGCACCACUCUUUCAAGGACAUCAUCGUCAAGGUUGCCAACCUGGAGAUCUACUACCGUGCCUUGACCUUCUACCUGCAGGAGCAGCCUCUUCUCAUCACCGAUCUGCUGCAGGCCUUGACUCCCCGUAUCGAUGUCAAUCGUGUUGUUCGCAUUUUCAAGAGCUCGGACAACAUCCCCUUGAUCAAACCCUUCCUGCUCAAUGUUCAGACCCAGAACAAGCGUGCCGUCAACGACGCAAUCAACGAGCUGUUGAUCGAAGAGGAGGACUAUAAGGUCCUGCGUGACUCUGUGGACAACUACGACAACUUCGAUGCCGUGGAUCUUGCCGCGCGCCUGGAGAAGCACGACCUGAUUUUCUUCCGCCAGAUCGCUGCCAGCAUCUACCGUAAUAACAAGCGCUGGGAGAAGUCUAUUGCUCUUUCGAAGCAAGACAGGCUCUACAAGGACGCCAUUGAGACCGCCGCUAUCUCGGCCAAGUCCGAAAUUGUUGAGGAGCUCCUCCGCUACUUUGUUGAUAUCGGAAGUCGCGAGUGCUACGUUGGUAUGCUGUAUGCCUGCUACGACCUGAUCCGUCCCGACGUGAUCAUGGAGAUCUCGUGGCGCAAGGGCCUGCACGACUUCACUAUGCCGUUCAUGAUCAACUUCCUUUGCGAGCAGACUCGGGCGAUCGAGACGCUGAAGAAGGACAACGAAGAGCGCAAAUCCCGCGAGACCUCGCAGCAGACCGAGCAAGACAACACCCCGAUUCUGGGCGGCUCCCGGCUCAUGCUGACCCAGGGUCCCGGCGGUCCUGCGCCCGCCACUCCGUCCUGGGGUUCAAACGGGGUCACCCCGCAAGCCACCGGGUACCGCGCGUUCUAG